UCAAAAUAACAAAAAGCUUCAUAUGCUAUUUUGUUCUUGAUUUUGUGUAAUGUAGUACCAUAUUAUUUAAUUUCUUUUAUAAAAUGUUCAUUUGGCUUAGUUUUCUCCAUUUAUUCACAUAAAUGUGAUAUUUUCCAAGUUUUUAAUACAUUUUUUGAACAUCUGGUUGGAUGCACGUUAACAAUGUAGUGAGUUGCUAUGGCAACGUACUGGGAGAUGCUAAACAAAUGUCAGCGUUUUGCUCGUGCACAAUUUUAUCUACUAAUGUUCGUGGACAAUUAAUGUUGUACAUUAAACGAAACAAACUUUUGUUGUCAAGUUUGUCUGUGAAAAUCUAAAGUUUAACAACAAGCGUGUGGUUGUCGUCAGGUACGCGAGAUAUCAGCGCUGUAACUCGGACGCUUUGGGAAAUGUAGUUCCCUAUAGAACGCUGCCUGCUCGGCCUACAUUAUAAGGAAAAGAUAAUAGACUACAAGUCCCAGAAUCCUCUGCGCAACACGCCCCGGCUGGAGCACAAAACUUCCUUUGAGUUGCCGAUGCAGUUUCUGAAGAAAACAUUAAACUGUCGUUUCGCUAAUUUUAAUUUAUUUACAGCCAAAGGAUGUCUGAACUGAGUGAUGAGGCCAGCAGUGAAUCGGAUCAGUUAGGAUCGAGUCUGUCUGUGUGGCUGGCGGGCGCAGGUAACGCUUUGAUCGGUCCAGAAGAGCUGAAUGUACCGCUGGAUCUUCACACCGCCUGCUCUAUAGGACAGUAUGAUGUUGUGGCCCAAUGUAUCCAGAGGGGUGAUGUAGAUUUGGAUGGAAAGAAUAUAGGAGGUUGGACUCCUCUGAUGUAUGCUGCUUAUAUCGGUCACGAUAACAUCGCUAACCUGCUUCUGGAGACGGGCGUCAACGUCAACGCCACAACAUCUAAAGGCCUGACUCCUCUGAUGCUCGCAGCCAGCUGUGGCAAUGAGAGCAUCGCUUAUUUCUUACUCCAGCAAGGAGCACAACUGGAAUGCAAAGAUGUGCGCGGAUGGACGGCUCUUUUGCACAGUACAGCUAAUGGACAUCAGCAAAUGGUCAAAUUUUUAUUAGACAACAAUGCCAAUGCAAACGUCAAGGAGCCACUUUUUGGAUUUACACCUCUCAUGGAAGCGGCAGCAUCCGGACAUGAAAUCAUCCUUCAGUACCUGCUCAACCAUGGCGUGCGGACGGAGGAGAGAAACAAUAAAGGAGAGACGGCGAGAGCUCUGGCUAUGAUGUAUGGACACAGUAAAAUCGCUGGCCUUAUUGACAUGCAUGUGAUGAGAGUCAAAUCAGCUUUGUACGAUGAGUUGAGUUCCUCCGAAGAGGAAAGUUCGACCCCGAGGGUCCGCUCUGCUCGCAGCAGAACCAGAGGCCCCAGUAUUCACGACGGCCCUCAGGCUAUAGCGCGCUUCAGAGUCGGCUCCAAGCAGGAGGUGCCAGUGACGCCACCUGGAUACGUGACCUUCCCUGAUGUCAGUGAUCAGAGCGAGGGAAUCUGCAACCGUGAUGUCACUUCCCCUAUUAAUGAACUCGACGGACAGAGCAACAGCAGCAGAGAUGAGCUGUUUUUUGAUAAUGACAUGCCCACCGUGAGGAGCAGUAGCAGCAGUAGUGAGGGGCUGUCCAACCUUCUCGGGCUCAGCAGAGAGGCGUCGCUGGAAAGCAAUGAGGACUCCGAUCAAGCCAAGAGAAGUUGUGUCCGUCGAACAAACAAACUCCAGCACUCCAAAAACAAGAGCGGCGCUGCGGCCGGGUGCACCUCAGGUUACUGUGAAGGGCCAUCUUCCUCUAGACAACAUCCUUCAUACACUGGACCCAAAGAUCUCGCAGAGUUCCUGGAACAAGUCGGAUUUAGAAAAUAUCUCCCCCUGCUGGAGGAGCAAGACAUCGACCUGAGAAUCUUUCUGACUCUUACCGAGAACGACCUGAAGGAAGUGGGAAUUACGCUGUUUGGUCCGAAAAGAAAGAUGACAUCAGCAAUAGCCCGCUGGCACAGUAACGCACGGCCGCCCAGUGAUGCGUUGGAGCAAGCGUAUGCGGACCAGCUAGAGGCAGAGAUGCAAGAAAUGGCCAUACAACUUCACAAGCGUUGUGCAGAGGUGGAGUCUCUACAGGCUCAGGUGUCUCAGGAGAAAGAGUUGCGUGCCGUGAUGGAGGGAUGUCUGAUGGAGGAGAAGAUGGUGUGGAAGACGGUUCAGACUGAACUGCAGGAGAACGCGAAGCACGUUCAGACGCUAAACACAAAACUACACACUCUACGCAAUUGUCACACGCAGCUGGCGCAGGUCAUACAGGAAGACCCUCGAUCUGUGGCUAAAGGUGAUGGUGUUAUAUGUGCUCAGCUGAUGUCAAAGAUGGACUCAUACAUGGGAGAACUCUCUGACAGUCUGAAGGAAAUCUUUCAAAGUCUACAGGGUCUGAGUUCCCUAGAGAAAAGCUCACGUAGCUGGGAGUCAUAGCAUCUGACAGUGGGAUUUUAGCUUUUAAACGACGGGGGGUGACAAAGCACCCUGAAAACACAAACGUCUGCAGGCCAGAGAGAGAGAUAUAUAUAUAUAUAGGUGUCGGUCCGGUCUGAAGAGAGUUCAGAGAAUAUGUGAAGAUGGAGAUUUAUGAACGAGUACAGACGGACGGACGGUGAGAGAAGACAAGAAACGACAAGCGGGCGAAGAGAAUUACUCAUGCCUGUGCUCCAGACGCAAGAUGAGAGAAUCAACCAAUCACAGACAGAGCUGUGUCGUAAAGGGCGGAGCCAGACGCUGUCUGUCAGGAAUUCAACAGGUGCACACAGAAAGACUGUCAAAGAUGUGUGUAUAAACACAAACACUGUUUAUUGCUGUACAACAUGUUAAACCUCUGAUAUGUCUAUGCAUUUGGUGUAAAGUUUGCCUAUUUAAAGCCAAAUAUUAAUUCAGUUUUAUUCCUAAAUGUUGUGCUUUUAAAUAUGAUGUAUGCUGUAAAUAUAUAAAUUCAUGAAACACACAGAAUGUUUUUCUGUGUUUACUUCUCAUAAAACCAUUUUUAAGGAAACUUAUAGAUUUAAUUCAGCCCGAAAAUUGUUUUUAACAUUUUUAAUUAGAGAUGCAUAUCGACCAAUAAUCGGUUCAGCCAGUAAACGCCUUUUUUCCCCUGAUUAUGCUGUCAUUUAAAGGGAUAAUUCAACCAAAAAUUAAUAUUUUGUCAUCAUUUUCUCACUUUCAUGCCUGUACGAGUUUUUUUUCUGUUGAAUACAAAAGAAGAUAUUUUAAUAAAUGUUGGUAAGCGCACAGUUGACAAAACACAGUAUUGUUUUUCCUACUAUAGAAGUCAGUGGGUACCGUCAUCUGUGUGGUUACCCACAUUCAUCAAGUUAUCUUCCUUAAAUAUUGACAGAUUGUUCAUUUUGGGUAAACUAUCCCUUUAAAAUGGGCAGGAAAAACAACAAAGAGUUAAGAAACAUCACCAGCUUGAUGUUCAGUUUUGAUAGUAAUUAACUAAAUGAUUUUAAACUUAAGACAUUAUUUUAAUAUUCAGUUUAGUUCAUGUCAGUUAUCAUGAAUGUAAAAUAAAGUAUAAAAGGUAAAACCACCAAACUAAUGUUUUAUUACAACAUUUAUUGGUAUCGUCAGACAUCAUUCCUAAUAAUCGGCUUUGGCAGAGAAACUUAGUAUUGCUGCAUUUCUAUUUGUAACAUUUUGUUUGCUUGUAAUUGUGAUACUGUAUAUUUUUUGUCAUGACUUGUUUUAUGUAUGAUUCUUUUGCCAUAUUGUAACUAAAUACAAUCAUGCCGAUAAAUUACUUUUGAAUGCUUAUUAUAACAGUUCACACUGAAAAUCCUUCUUGUGUUUUCACAAAUAAAGCUAUUUCUGUGAUAUAAAAUAUAUAUGUCAUAUUCUUACGUCAACAAUGCAUU
Messenger RNA from Misgurnus anguillicaudatus (oriental weatherfish), 3900 nucleotides. RefSeq names its product ankyrin repeat and sterile alpha motif domain containing 3 (gene anks3). Gene Ontology annotation, molecular function: protein binding. Gene Ontology annotation, cellular component: cilium. The record is from RefSeq and is a predicted model, not a curated record. NCBI's taxonomy places the organism in Eukaryota, Metazoa, Chordata, Actinopteri, Cypriniformes, Cobitidae.